AGGAAGAGCGGCGCUGGGGAAGCCGGAGGAGCGGCGGCGGCAGGAGGGAGGCGCAGCCCGGCGUAACCUGCUCGUCGGCGCCGUCCCCGCGGAGGUAGGGGACCUGCUGCGGGGUGAUGGAGGAGCACGGGUACCCUUCCUAUAGCGCCCGCAGCCCCGCCUGGGAGGAACUGGAGUCCGGGAAGAUGGCCGGGGCCGAGGCGGGGAUGAGCGGCGCCGGGAUCCCGCAGCAGCCUCAGCACCAACCCCCGGCGGCGGCGGCGGCAGGGGGACCGGCGGACGAGUCGUCGGACAGCGAAGGGGAACACGAGGGCCCCCAGAAACUCAUCCGGAAAGUGUCCACCUCCGGCCAGAUCCGCAGCAAGACAAGUAUAAAAGAAGGAUUACUACUGAAGCAAACCAGUUCUUUUCAGAGGUGGAAAAAGCGUUAUUUCAAACUUCGGGGGCGUACCCUUUACUAUGCUAAGGAUUCAAAGUCUCUAAUAUUUGAUGAAGUUGACCUGUCAGAUGCCAGUGUAGCUGAAUCGAGCACAAAAAAUGUCAACAACAGCUUCACGAUAAUCACUCCAUUUAGGAGGCUAAUAUUGUGUGCUGAGAACAGAAAAGAAAUGGAGGACUGGAUAAGCUCUCUGAAGUCCGUUCAGUCCAGAGAACACUAUGAGACCGCACAGUUUAAUGUGGAACAUUUCUCAGGGAUGCAUAACUGGUACGCCUGCUCCCAUGCCCGACCUACCUUCUGUAACGUGUGUAGAGAGAGCCUCUCUGGAGUCACUUCUCACGGCCUGUCUUGCGAAGUGUGUAAGUUUAAAGCACAUAAAAGAUGUGCUGUCCGAGCAACGAAUAACUGCAAAUGGACUACGUUAGCCUCAAUUGGAAAAGACAUCAUUGAAGAUGAAGACGGUAUAGCGAUGCCUCACCAGUGGUUAGAGGGUAAUCUGCCCGUCAGUGCCAAAUGCGCAGUCUGCGACAAGACUUGUGGCAGUGUCUUACGCCUGCAAGAUUGGAAGUGCCUUUGGUGUAAAGCUAUGGUUCACACUGCCUGUAAAGAUCUGUAUCCUCGUAAAUGUCCACUUGGCCAAUGUAAGGUAUCGAUCAUACCUCCAACAGCACUAAACAGUAUAGACUCUGAUGGUUUCUGGAAAGCCACAUGCCCGCCAUCCUGUGCCAGUCCUCUUUUAGUUUUUGUUAACUCAAAGAGUGGAGACAAUCAGGGAGUAAAGUUUCUUCGUCGAUUCAAACAGUCAUUAAAUCCAGCUCAGGUGUUCGAUUUAAUGAAUGGAGGACCUCACUUAGGUUUGCGGUUAUUUCAGAAGUUUGACAACUUCAGGAUUCUUGUGUGUGGCGGCGAUGGAAGCGUGGGUUGGGUCUUAUCAGAAAUUGAUAAGCUCAGCCUGCACAAACAGUGUCAGUUAGGAGUGUUACCCCUUGGUACUGGAAAUGACCUCGCUCGUGUCCUUGGUUGGGGAGGAUCCUGUGAUGAUGAUACGCAACUUCCUCAGAUCUUGGAGAAACUAGAACGAGCCAGCACGAAAAUGUUAGACAGGUGGAGUAUAAUGUCAUAUGAACUGAAAUUACCAGCAAAGCCUUCUAUUCUUCCCGUGACUGCAGAAGAGUCGGAGGAAUGUCAGAUAUCUGCUUACGAGGACUCAGUUGCUGCUCAUCUUGCAAAAAUUCUCAAUUCUGAUCAGCACUCAGUUGUCAUAUCAUCUGCCAAAAUAUUAUGUGAAACUGUAAAGGACUUCGUUGCCAAAAUAGGGAAGACUUAUGAAAAACCGAUGGAAAAUGCAGAGGAAGCUGAUGCCAUGGCCAUUAAAUGCACCGAGUUAAAUGAGAAGCUAGACCUAUUGCUCCAGGCUCUUCACACAGAGGCCCAGGCUGCUCCCAUUCUCCCAGGCAUCACUCCCCCCAUCGUGGAAGAAGAAGCAGAGGAGUUUUCAAGUGAAGAAUCCUUGUCUGAAAGUAAAGAGCAAUUAGCGGAGUGUGUCUCAAAGUCUUCCACCCAGAAGCUCUUCAAACCGAGGGAACAGUUAAUGCUGAGGGCGAACAGCUUGAAGAAGGCUGUGAGGCAGAUCAUUGAACAAGCAGAAAAAGUUGUGGAUGAGCAGAAUGCUCAUAGUGAAGAACAAGUGAAUCAGUCCCCACUAGAAUAUAGCAAGGAAUUGGAUGAAUCCAAAGAGGAGGAAAAAGACGAAGAUACAAAGGAACUUGAAUCCCCAUCAAUUAAAACUGCACCAAGAUCUCCAGAUCGACGUACAAGCCGAGGUAUCCAUUCUCAGACAGGCUCUUUCUCUGCUCCAGCUUUGGCUGCAAGCAAGGAAAACCUCCCAGUGCUUAACACUAGGAUUAUCUGCCCAGGUUUGAGGGCUGGUCUAGCUGCUUCUAUUGCAGGAAGUUCAAUUAUUAGCAAAAUGUUGCUAGCAAAUAUCGAUCCAUUUGGUGCUACGCCGUUUAUUGACCCAGAUCCAGAUUCACUAGAGGGUUAUUCAGAAAAAUGUGUCAUGAACAACUACUUUGGAAUUGGGUUAGAUGCAAAAAUUUCACUAGAAUUUAAUAACAAGCGAGAAGAGCACCCUGAAAAGUGCAGAAGUCGGACGAAAAACAUGAUGUGGUAUGGAGUUCUUGGCACAAAAGAGCUGCUGCAGAGAACUUACAAGAACUUAGAACAAAAAGUUCAACUUGAGUGUGACGGACAGUACAUCCCCCUUCCGAGUCUGCAGGGCAUAGCUGUGCUAAACAUUCCCAGCUAUGCUGGUGGGACUAAUUUCUGGGGUGGAACCAAAGAAGAUGAUAUAUUUGGUGCUCCAUCGUUUGAUGAUAAAAUCUUAGAAGUUGUUGCGGUGUUUGGGAGCAUGCAGAUGGCAGUUUCAAGAGUCAUCAAACUGCAGCACCACAGGAUAGCUCAGUGUCGGUCAGUAAAGAUCACCAUACUUGGUGAUGAAGGGGUUCCAGUGCAAGUCGAUGGAGAGGCAUGGAUCCAGCCCCCGGGAGUUAUUAAGAUCAUACAUAAAAACAGAGCUCAGAUGCUAACACGAGACAGAGCCUUUGAAAGCACCCUGAAGUCUUGGGAGGACAAACAGAAGUAUGAUUCCUGUAAACCUGUCAUUCGGUCUCCCUUGUACCCUCAGCAGGCUGUUGAGUUGGCUACAGAAGAAGAAGUUGCACAGAUCCAGCUGUGCUCACAAGCUGCAGAAGAACUUAUUACCAGGAUCUGUGAAGCAGCAAAAAUACAUGGCCUCUUAGAGCAGGAGCUUGCUCAUGCUGUUAAUGCAUGUUCACAUGCAUUAAAUAAAGCCAACCCAAGGUUUCCUGAGAGCCUUACCAGAAACACUGCCAUGGAGAUAGCUGUCAACGUGAAGGCCCUACAUAAUGAAACUGAAUCUCUGCUAGUAGGAAGAGUUCCUUUGCAGUUAGAAGCUCCCCAUGAAGAGCUGUUGUCUGAUGCUUUGCACAGUGUGGAAAUAGAGUUGAGAAAACUUGCCGAGAUACCUUGGCUUUAUUAUGUUUUUCAACCAAAUGAUGACGAGGAUCCCCCUCUGGAUUAUGCUAAAAGAAACAACAGAAGUACAGUGUUUCGCAUAGUGCCAAAGUUUAAAAAAGAAAAAGUUCAGAAGCAUAAGACCAGCCCUCAGCCUGUUCAAAAAUGGGGCACAGAUGAAGUUGCUGCUUGGCUGGAUCUGCUCAGUUUGGGAGAGUACAAAGAAAUCUUCAUCAGCCAUGACAUCCGAGGCUCUGAGCUUUUACAUCUGGAAAGGCGAGAUCUUAAGGACCUGGGGAUAACGAAAGUGGGUCAUAUGAAGCGAAUUCUCCAGGGAAUUAAAGAGCUCGGCAAGAACACCCCUUUGUCUGAAGUGUAAUUAUGCUGGCGCUCUCCCUAGAGAGAGAAGGGAAAGUUGCCGGAGAAGCAAAGCUGUUGCAGGCACUUCGCUGUCUUUGUAGUUUACUCUAUGGAAGAACAAGCGCCGGUGUUUGUACAGGCUCGUAUCUCUGAAUUCUUGUACGGUGAAGAGCUUGCUGCAAGAGUACAAAAGGAUUUGUGCCAAAAAAGAAAAAAGGAAAAAAAAAAAAACAAAACAAAAAACCCCCCGACACAAAAAAAGGAAAAAGUGAUGUGUUCUGCGAAGACGUUUUCUUGGUGUGCAAACUUGGCCAGUUCGGAUAAGCACAUUGUGGUAAAUCAGUCGGUUUAUGGGGAACUGCACUGACUGGAAAAUAUUAUCAAGAAACGAUCGCUUUGCUUUUGUGCAGCUCAGUAUGCCUCUCUUUGUGCUGCAGCAAGAUACCACUGUACAGCAUGAGGUUGUCCGGUUAUCCUUCCGAGGCCGAGCUCCCUAAAACCUCCCGUGUGGGAGACGGAGAGGUUUUUUUUGGAGGUUCGACGCGCGAGGCCGGCAGUGCCGCGGGUACCCAGCGCUCCCUGGCCGCGCGGAAGCGGGGAGAGAUAAGAUACCUUGUGAUACCAUGAAUGCAAACGAUAAUGCAUGGUGUGCCUGCCUGAAUCGUCUGUUGUUCUGUUGCAUGACACAUCUGAUACUUUAAACACUUGAACAACUUUUAUAUCGGUUUGAAUGAGGUUUAAUUUAUUACUACUUGAGUGUCUUUCCCUCCCCCCACCCUUCCCCCCAGUUUCAGGCACUUUUCUAUUCUUCAGUGUUGUGUUAUGCCUAAAACGUGUUCUACGGCAAAGGAUGUGUGGGUGUGGAAACUUAGCAUUUGUGCCAUAUUCAGCAGAUUAUAUGCAUUAUAUAUGAUGGAAACACUGUACAGUUAGAUUUUUUUUAAAUAUACCAUGUACAGAAGGUGUAUCAGGUAACUAACUUAUGAGUAUUUUUGAAAGACCGGUACCUCACAAAAAUAUCAGUUGGCUUCCUGCAUGGAAAAUGAUAACGAGUUUUCUCAUGGUGCAUUUUAAUGUAGUUAUCCAGUUAUCUUAAACAUCUGUAGCAUAUUUGAACUUUUAGGCACUAAUGGUUUUAUUUAUUCUAUUGUUCAAAAAGCAGGUGGAAAGAUUAAUGAAAAUUUUUUACAGGAAAAUUCAUUUUAUUUAUCAUGCGUAAGAAGAGUUUUGAAAUGUAGCAGCUGAUUUGAUUUUUGUGGGGUAAGCUUUUACUCAUUACUAAUUUACUGUUAAUUUAAAAAUGUCUCUGUAUGCAUAUCUCUACAAAGACAUCAGUCUGUUUCUUGUCAGCACUCCUACAUUGCUAGCUCAGAAAAAUCUAAAAAACCCAAACUCUAGGGUUUUACACUAUGCAUGCAAAAAUGAAUCACGUGCAAGAUAGUAAUCCAGGAGUGUGAACAGGUUAAAAAAUGAAAACCAUUUUGUUUAGAAAUUGUGUUAGGCCAGAGUUUAUAAGGUUAUUUACAGUUUACUUAAGCGAAACAUAGCUUCAUAAGGGAAUUUCCUGGUUAAUUUUUCACAAAAAUGUUAAGCUAGUAGAAAAAUAAUUUGCAUGCAUCUACAAAAAAACCUACUGAAAUGUUAGAGAUGUGAUGAUAUUGCACCACCUGCCAGAACACUUGCACGGAAUCGCGGUCUCCUUGCUGUUCCUAACAACAUGCCAUUGAGGCAUGAGGAACACUUGACUUUUACUUACUCGAGUAGCGUUGACAUGUCUUACAAGUUAAAGAGUAUCUUCAUAUCUAUUUAAGUUUUCCUCGUAGGCAGCAGAGUAAGGUUUCUUUUGUUUUUUUCCAAGGCUUAUUUUCCCCGUUUAAAGGGGCUGACGUCAAGUACUGCAUCCUGGUUUUGCCCUCUGUUUCUCAUGAGUAUGAUGGGAGUCGUCCCUUGGAAGAUAGAUGGAAAUCAUCUCUUGGAAAGUAAAAUCUAUUCCCCUCAUUGUUUUAUUGCAAAAAAAAAAUUAAAAAUUUCAAGAGGAGCAAAACCAGUUUCAUUUAUAUCCAAUGAUAGUACUAUGUUCUCUUGCUGCUGUAGGUUCAACGGGCACCACUCUGGGAGCUCUGUGGACAUAAUUGAUUGUUCUGGUAAACAAACAAAAGUAAAAGGCUACGUUCCAUUAGGUUUUCCAUAAAAAACAAACCAAAAUCCCUUUGCCGAGUGACACGAUUUUCAUGCUGUUGUACGAAAAGCAUACGCAAACAAUGGGAAGUUAGGCAAACAAUGGAAAGAUUAUAUAUAUUUUUUUAAUAUGCUUGACAUUCGCCCCUUUAAUGAUGUUCAGAUGGCAUCUGUGAAGUCUUUGCAAGUUGUAUUUCCUCUUCUUUUUGUUUCUCCGUUAAGCUACGCUAUAUUUUAACGUGUGGCAGCAUUCUAAUAUAUCGAUGUUACGGUAGACUACGUAGUUAAAUCUUCCUGGUCGAUUCAAGGACAUAAUACAGGGAAGAACUUUCUUUUCUGACUUUAGCAGACACUCUCUUUACAACUUUCAGCCUUGCUAUAUGCAAUGCGUUAAGAUGGGCUGUGGAAGAGGAUCUCUCCAGGUUGCUGUAGAGGUCUACGCUGAGUAUGUUAAAAAACGGGAGCUGCUUUUAGGCAGGGAAAAGGUCCAAGUGGUGUUCAUAACGCAGCGUUCUUACGACACUCCUCAAAUUACCUCAGUAUAGGACAACUGAUCAAUUGUCUUUGUACAGUUUGAUUUUUUUUAAAUGACCACCAAAGAAUUUAACUUUGAUUGUCCUAAGCAGAAGGGUUUUUUUUAAAUGUGCGAGUAGGAAAAAAAAAAUAAAUUGUAAGCAUCAUCUAUGCUGUAUUUACUGGAUGCCCAGGAGAGGAAAUUUUAUGCAACUCUAUGCCUUAGACUAGUGUUGGCUAUCAAAUCCAAAUGCGGCUGACAGGGAGGCUCAAAAUAUUUUACAGGGUUUCUCUGCCGAGCUCAUGGGUUGUAACUGUGUUUAGAGAUGUGGCUUUUCUAAAGAGAGACUUUUGAACACAGUGUUACUAUCUCACGAUUAUUGUAAUUUCAAACUAUUGGGUUGGCUGGGGUUUUUUUCCCCUUUACUACUGUACAAGUCCCAGGUCCUGGAACUAAGGACAUGCAUAGUUACCUUUUAAAUGAACUGAAUUCUUUACGACUUAAUACUGAUGUUUAAAGUUCUUCAAAGCAUACAUCCCAAUAUUUCAUCAAAAAUAAGGUAAACACGUCCCCUAAAAGUAAUUAGUUUUUUAGAAAACACAUUAUCCCAAUAGAUCUUGUGAAGUCCAAUACAACGUGCCAGAUUCAUCGAGACAAAAAUCACUGUACAAACUUUACUGGAUGGAUUUUUUUCCUCCCCUAGUCAAAUACGCUUAAUUUCUGCAGUCAGUCAGCGUACCUGGAAAUCUGAAAAGAAUCCAGCGCAAUCAUCAUUUUUUGUGAAGUGGUUGGCAUUCGUAUAGGUGAAAUGUCCGACCCUUCAGAAAGAGGAAGGGGGAGAAAUGCACGUUUGAAAAUGGCAGCAGACUGCUAAGCGCACGUUUCUGUUUUGCCAUUUUCGAACGGGAUUUUUCCAGUUUACUGUAUUCAGUUCGGGUCAUGCAAAUAUUGCCUUUAUAAUGCCUAAUGCCUUCUUCUUAGAAAGUGAACGAAAUCAGGCAAACUCAUGGUUGCAGGUGUUGGGUUUUGUGGUUUUUUUACAAUACCUUAAAGAAAAAAUACUUGUUCAAAAAUGAAAAUUUUUAUAUGAUGGCAAUUGCAAAAUUUCUUUAUGAUACGUUUUUAUCUAUUUCCCCUUUACCGCUAUUUUUGUCCUGAACAUCUCAUUCUUUCAAGGAAAAAUAUUUCAAACGUAUGGAAGAAUAGUAAAAUAUAAAGGAUGUGAUCAGAACUCGUCCCAGACUAUUUCAAUCCAGUGUUUCUUACUUUGAGACUGGACUAAAUAUGCUUGGGCCUGUGAAUAAUAAAUAGAAAUCAUCUUUCUCUCUCCAUCCCUGCCCACAGAAAUUCAGACUGCAAUGUUGAAUAACCGUAAUUCAAACAAGAGGAAUUGAUUUUUUAAUUAUUUUUUUUUUAAUAAUUGCCCAUUUCAUUUUUUUCCUAUGCUUUUUGUAGAAAAAUAGAUAACCUGCCAAAUUUGACUUUUUGAUUGAACUCAGCGAUGCUAAUUCACUUAAUGAAAAUGUCAUGAUGCCUUGAUAAUGAACAGAUCUUAUUGGAAGGGUAAAAUGUGUUUUUCAAUCCAUCUAGUCUUCCCUUCUGGAAGACUGGCAGGAGACCUUUUUGACAUGUAAUGGAAAAUUAAUAUAUAAAGCAAAUACGAGAGGACGUUCCAUAGUGCUACUUUAAAAAUAAAUAUAAAACUACGUACUAUAGAUAGAUAAUACUGCAACGGACAUGUGAGAGAAAAACCGUGAGUGAUUCCAUUUUCCUCGAUGCUUCCUAUUAAUUAUUGCGUUACUAAUGUUUACUGCUGUUUCCCCGUUGCUCUCUCUGUGCCCCUAAGUAUUAAGUUCUUGGAUGUAAGUUUGACAGCUCUGGUAAUUAAUAAUUGGGAGUGCAAAAGGUCUUUGCAGAAGCGAUGUGUAUUGUGGAGGAUAUAUGAUAAUGUUGAGGAUAACCAAGCUGGAGCAAUGUAUUUAGCGUACGGCCAGGAAAUCAUCUUGUCAUGCGCGUACGUGAGAGCCACGGAAAAUUUUAUGAUUAAUUACAAAUUUAUUUUUUUUCACCCCAAUAACAUAAGUACCUCUCAACUACAGUGUCCUGAGUGUUACAUUUAUGCCACAGGCUCUUCCGUUUUUUUAAUUCUGUUUUCAUAGAUUGUAUGGUUUUGUGGUAUGAUUUUUGUAUCGUCAAGGUUUGAUGCUGCUUAUUCUAACUGCGAAGAUUUAAUGUUUGCAGGAACUGUACAUGACUGUAAUUGCUGUCUUAAGUAAAAGGAGGAAUUUUUUUGGUGACUUGAGGAAGUCGAGGAGUUUGGACAGGACUUAGAAUAUCUCUGCUGCCUCUUCAGAGACAAAUGGCAGCGUCAGCAGGAUUCAUAAAGCAUCAUUUGGUAAUUACCAAUAGAAAAUCUUUACUGGUUGUAUAAAUUCCUGUAUUUAUAUAUAGAAUAUAGCAUGGAGCUCGAUCUUUUUUACAAAAAGAAAAAAAUUUUCUAGUUCUUUUCUACUACUGUUGCAUUAGGUUUAAUAGCUCUGUUAAUGGUUAGCUUAUGUACUUGAAAUGCUCGUUUCUGCCAUACAGUAGCCCAGUCUGUUUCUCGGAAAUCGUAUUCCAUUUGGAAGCCAUCUGGAGCCUUCCAGGAGACUAUUCCUGUAGCCAGUUGGAGCUAAAACCAAAACUCAUAGCAACUUCCGUAGGCUUAAUAGUGAUUGCCUUCAAUAUUUUAGCUGAAAAAAAAAGUUUCUGAAAGUUGGGUUUUUUUCAGCCUGUAGAAUUAAACUUAAAACAUCAUCAUUCCCUCAUCAACUGUAAAAAAUAAAAUACUAGUACUGUUCACACUUUGGCAAACUAGCAAAAUGCUGGCAAUAACAGACCUGGGAGCGUUCCUGGACAAACUGUAAUGAAUUCAACUGCAGUGGUUAAAAGACCUACCGCCUUCAAAGCAGUCCACAGAAAAUUCAUAUAUUUACAUGGUAAAUGUAAAUUUAAAUGUAAAUUCAUAUAGUUACUAUUUUAAAUAAUUGGAGACUUCGUCUCCCAGUUGACGGAAACACUUUUUAUAUAAGCUCUUGGAUGGGAUUUUGAGUUCAUAUAACCUAUUGCUUCUAUGAGUGAGGGCAGAAGAAGCUGGUGCAUAAUUUAUGUUUAACACAAGUUAUGUCUCCACUAAUGUUCCCACAUUGCUUCCCAGCUCCUGUGUCUGGAUGACUUCCCAGCUGCUUGGCAAGGUGCUUGGCACGUCCCCCCUAUUUCUAUUCAGAAGAGCUGGACAGGCGGGCUAGGAAAAAGCUGUAGGACGCUCCAGGAGACCUAGAUUGACCAGGGCUUCAGGUUCCAAAGUCUAGCGUAGCCACGGUGGAGUAAAAUCCUUUUAAGUUAUACUUUUCAAUGCCCACUGAAAGCUGUAUUUAGCUCGCCGUGCCACUAACAAUUGGCACUAGCCCUUUGAAAGAGAGGUGUUUCGGCUAAGCCCAGCAGCUGGGUAAGGCUUUUGAAAAUACUAGAAAUGAUGGUAGCUAUUAGUAGGACAAGUAUGCAAGUGACUAAUCCGUAUUUUAUUCUGUGGAACAAACGCUUUGGAAAAAUGUAUUUGUAGUACGAUUGAAAGAUUAGUGAUGGGAUUGAAAAGAUAACGGAAGGUAAAAGCAAUAUGGUACAAAGUUUAAAGUAAUUUGAGUUUAUUAUUUUUUUUCAAAUGCAUUGGAAACAAUUCUUUUAGGAAGCUGGUUUUGAUCCAGGUGUAGCUACGUUAUACUAGAGCAUGUGAACUAGAAGAUGAAGCCAGGAAGAAAUGAACUGGGAGUAAAAUUGAGUAGGUUUUUUUUCUUGAUGGAAGCGGUGUGAAAAGCCAAAAAUAAAAUCCCCGCAGUGCCCCAAACUCCUGCUAUGAACAUAUAUAAAGGGAGCUUGCAUUUUAAGUUCUACUUUUAUUAAGCUAAAGUAUUAAUUGGACAGAGAACUUCUUAGUUGAAUUAAUUACCUGACAAUAUCACUACCAGGGAAAGCGUUACAGGUAUGACUCUGCUUUUCUCCCCGCGUUAGUUGUGGUGGGCUCUGUUUGGGACUCGUUCUCUUUGCGGUUACCGUCAAUGAUUACAUGAAUGGGGAGGUUGAGGAAAGCCGCGUGAAGCUGCUCGGUCUUGCUUUUCAGGAAGGGAGAGCGUGUGUGCGGAUAAGGAGGGCCUGGGGACUCUUACUGAGAAUUUUAAGAACAUAAGAUUUUUCUACUGGGACGCUUUGUGAAGGUUUACAACAAUCACACAGGCAUGUGGAUACUCACCGCAAAGGUUUCUGUCUCUAUAUACUGAAAUAGGCAUUUGGACUGUACGGCUUAGCCAGAUUUUGGAGGAUUUUCUACAGGCAUCUGUCGCUUGUGGUGUCCGUACUUUCCGUCUUGGAUUUCCGUCUCUUUAAAACAUGCACUUUCAACAAGGCAGUUGUCCAUAUAUGACAAAAGUUACCAUUUUUCCCCUUAAAGAGCACAGAUUGUGAAUCUAUCCUGAAAUAAUUUGUUUCAUUAUGCACUCUCUCACAUCAUGUCUUUUGAAUCCUAAAAUAGCUGAAACGUGGGCCUCUCUAGAGCUGCCAGUUACCUCGUAAUUUAGUUUGCUGAAGCUUGUACGUUGAAGGGAUCAUCAAAGGGCAAGAUAAUAUUCACAGCAGCAGAUGAGAUGUGCAAAAGAUAAGAGUACAAGCCAUUGAGUAGCUUCUGAGAGGUGAAGAGGGCCUGAUCUCUGCACCAGAGAUCUCGUCCUUCUUUGUCACCGUCAUCACACGCAAAUCAUUUAAUCAUAGAAUCAUAGCCUGGUUCGGGUUGGAAGGGACCUUAAAGAUCACCUAGUUCCAACCCCCCUGCCAUGGGCAGGGACACCUCCCACUAGACCAGGCUGCUCAAAGCCUCAUCCAGCCUGGCCUGGAACACCUCCGGGGACGGAGCAUCCACAACUUCCUGGGCAACCUCUAAUGACCUCUAAUACUAAUUAAUGACCUCUAAUACUAGCAGCUUCCUGUCUUAAUUCACGGUGACAGCAAACAUAUCAGUUAGUACUAACAAAACUUCUCACUGUCACAGCUGUACGCCCAGAGCAGGUAUCUUUAAAUGUUGAGCACCGUGGAAUCGCAUGAAUGUAUCUCCAGUGCAUGUUCUGGCAUUUUAAAAAAGCAAAUUUAAUAUAAAGGUAUUUUAAAGGUCCUGAGAGGUUCCCAGCCCAACAUGAGUGAUUUCUCUCAGUAGCCAGGCUCGUCACUUAGAUUAGUAUUCCAGUCAAGUACAGCUGUUAGUUAAUUCUGUAGUAACAUCCGCUCACUUGCAUGAAUGGACGCAUAAAGUGCACAUGGAAGUGUUGCAGAGCUGCGGCACUGUCUGGUUUUCUGCAUAACUCAUAUAUUGGGAUCUGAAUAGCAUUUUGUAGCAAAGAGCUGAAAGACACGAUUUCCACUCAAUUCAAAAACAUACUCAAUAGAAAAUGAAAACAUCCUGUGGCCAGCAGGACUAGGGGAGUGAUCGUCCCCUGGACUCGUCACUGUGAGGCCCCGCCUUGGGUACUGUGUCCAGUUUUGGGCCCCUCACUACAAGAAGGACAUUGAGGUGCUGGAGCGGGUCCAGAGAAGGGCAAUGAAGCUGGUGAGGGGUCUGGGGAACAAGUCUUAUGAGGAGCGGCUGAGGGAGCUGGGGUUGUUCAGCCUGGAGAAAGGGAGGCUGAGGGGAGACCUUAUCGCUCUCUACAACUACCUGAAAGGAGGGUGUAGAGAGGUGGGGGUCGGUCUCUUCUCCCAGGUCACAGGCGACAGGACAAGAGGAAAUGGCCUCAAGUUGCACCAGGGGAGGUUUAGGUCAGGUAUUAAGAAAAAAUUCUACACUGAAAGGGUUGUCAAGCAUUGGAACAGGCUGUGCAGGGAGGUGGUGGAAUCGCCAUCCCUGGAGGUAUUUAAAAGAUGGGUAGAUGUGGCGCUUAGCGACGUAGUUUAGUGACGUUUUUUGUCAGAGUUAGGUUGAUGGUUGGACUCAAUGAUCUGAAAGUUCCCUUCCAGCCUUGGGAAUUCUAUGAUUCUAUGAUUUGUGCUGGUUUAGGUAAAAAUUGCUGCACGCUUGGUAGUUUCUGCCCUUCGUUUCCCCUCUUCGCUCCACAGGAAAAUCCAUUGUCUUUGCAAACAUACGGAUCUGUUGGGACUUAGGCAUGUGCUUAGCUUUAAACAGCACUUUAGUCCCCCUUGGAGAUUGCUCAUGGAUUUCGGUUUUAGCAUUUAUGUGAAAGCCUACAGAGGACUUAGGUAGGUAGAAAUUGCUCCUCACAUAAACGUUAGCAGAUUGAUGAUCAGUAAGGCUUUUAAAUGCCAUACCUAUGAAUGUUGUUCUCUUGCCAGUAUUUGCGUGUGCAUGUGUGUAUAUAUGUAGUAUCUAGUUUGUAGGGCGUAUGUGCGUGCACACCUGUACAUAUAUCUGUAUAUACAUACCCCGUUUUGCCCAAUAUAAUGACGCCAACUUGUGUGUAGAGCCAAAAAAACUUAAAACUGUACAAUGCUUGAGAUGCUGCAUUGUUUUUAUUAUGAUAUUUUUUAUAUCAGAUGAAUUGCAGGAUGUUUACAGAUGCUUAUUAAUAUUUAACUUAUACAAUGGAGUGGCAGGAUGUUUAUGAUUGUUGUCAGCUAAAGAAUUGUAUAUGAUUCUGGGUGAAAUUUUGGCUUUGUUGAAAUCCUUGGCUAACCUCCCAUUGAUCUCACUGGGGCCAAGAUUCAACCCCCCUGAAUCUGUUGUUUACUGGCUAUUUUCCUACUGUGAUAAUUUUUUAAAAAAAAAAUGAGUGAAAUGUAUUUAUUUUUUUCCCAAUGUGAAAUCUGCGGUUGCCAUUUGGAUUUUUUUUUCUACGGGACCUGCGAACUACAACACAAGUGGGAAUACACGCCUCAGAGAAUGUACAGAAUUUUUCAUUGGUCUGGUCCUUGACUAUGUCUAAGAAAAUACCUUCUAAAACAACUUUUGUAAGAUUUAAUACAGAAUCUUCUAAAGACAGAUCACCUUUCGUACCUCUCUCCACAUCGAGGGCGUGCAGCGUGGCAGGUGAAAAUGAAGCGUUAUUUACCGGUGAAUAAAAAGUAGUCCCGUCUUGUUUUGUGUAGCUGCUGCUUUCAUACAGCUCACCUGGCUCUGCAGCUCUGGAAUGAAACACUUGAAGUACCUUAUCCAAAAGUACCUUAUCGAAACAAAAGAAGUUACAUAGCGUAUGGCUUUAAACUUCUCAUCAAGACGUGGAGGUGUAUCUUCAGAGCCAGUCUGUAGAAUGAUUCUUUUACUAUUUCACGGAUGAAUAAAAUUGUGAAAAUAUUAAGUGGUAAGGCGAAUCAGGCAACGGCUUGACAGAGAAAUCCCUUGUUUAGGGACAGAAGGAUCAGUUCUUUGAUAGCACCAGGGAGGAAAAAUACCGUAAUGCGGCGCUUCCUAAAUCCCUUUCCAGGGUAUCUUUUCAUUGCGUAUGCUCUAAGUAUAUUCUUCCUGUAAAAAGACAUAAGGCUGUGAAACAGCUAAAUAGAUGCAUCUUAAUUUCUUCAUCUAAGGCUAAAAAUAUAAUUUUCAAACAAGAGCUGUCAUGCACUUUGAAAUAUAUGUGUCUGGAACAGGUAAGUUUGUAUUCACCGUAGAUAGUCGUCAUGCAGUAGGAUUUGUACAAUAAGGUAGUCAUGCCAAUGUUACCAAAAGCCGAAGAAAAAUAGCAAGCCAGCCGUAUUCCCCCGUGAGGCCCUUUCCAAAGACAUCUGUGCAAAUGCCCACCACUCCCAGGAAUCUUUUCCCAUAAUUUUGUUUAAGAAAGGAUCCUAUCCAGAUUCCUGCUCUUCCCCUUGCUAAUAAGGAAGUACGCACCUUGGUUGAACUUUCCAGGAGUUUGUUGGCUAUAGAAACAGACCUCAAAAGGAUUAACAGUCGAGGCAAUCGGUGGAGGAUACGCAGGGCUCUGCCUGGACUCGAUAGUCUACUAACGUGGAUCUGAUGACAGAUUCUGAGGGGAAAAAUGCUCCUAUUGGGCUGCUGUCAGUGGCAAACUUCCGUGGUUAUCCGUGGGAGCAGGUGGGCACCCAAGCGAGCGGACGAUUUUCCUUUUGGCUGUUCCUUCUCUUUCUGUCCUUAUAGUCAGGUGUGGAGUUCAGGACUCGCCCGUUGUUUGUCUGAAAGGCCAGGAGGAGUGGAGGAGAUGGGAGGAAAGGAGGAGGAAGUGGCGGGAGGUCGGCAUUCGGCCUUUCGUUUCCUGCCGCGGAGCUGGUGCGAGACUGGGGGCGACUGGGUUAACCUUUGUGUGCCUCACUUUCUCCGCUCGCGGGAGUAAGGAUGCUUACCACCUUUGUACAGCCCCCCCCCCCACCCCUAUAGGCGAGCAGUGGUAUAUAAGCGGCUAAGUUUUACUGACACUAUUAUAUGUAGUAUAAAUAAAUGACUUCUGUCCGUAACACUGCAAAAAUUGCUUCUCCUAGUUUCGGUUCUGACUAUUGGGUGACAUCCUGGGUAGUCAGUUUUGAAGCUUGGCGAUCGCUCUAGUACUUAACGAUUUACACACAUCGCGGGCUCUGCGUUUGCUGCAGAAAAGAGUAAAACUUUAAACUGCCUGAAAAAACUUGCCAAUGAAGUAUAUCUAACAGAGCAGGGGUGUAACUUUUGGCUUUAUUUACUUGUAAUAAUGGUAAGGAGCAGUGAAUUUUGUUUGUUUACAUACUGUUUACAAUGGCACAGUUUUAUUUUUAAUAUAUAAAAAACAAUUGAGGUAUUUAUUGCAUAUACUAUUUUAAAGAUGUUUUAUGUGUUUUCACCUUUGGAAUAUAUUGUUACAUUUCCUUGUACAGAUAAUUUGGGUGGCUUUGUUAAUAUAGUUAGUAAUUUUUAUGACUACUAAGUGACCAGUUUUCCGUGCCUUUUUAUUGUCGGAUGCAUGAAUUACAUAUUUAUUAUUGUAUGGAAGUCACUGAGAUGUGUAUUUUUGUAUUCUGCUGGAAGCAACGGUUGAUUUUAUUGUACAUGAUAAGAGAUGCCUUCCAUAACGGGCACUCGUAUGAGAUCUUCCUUCUCAAAUAAACAGAAUGCAUUCAAUGUAUGUAAGUCCUUGAUUUUUUUUCGGUGCCUGGAAAUCGGUGGAAAUCCUUGAACAUCGUGACACUGAGUUUUAGAUGUUACCCACCUCAAGCGUGGGCUGCUAUCGGUGUCGUCAAAUCCAAAACAAAAUUCCCCGUGGAAAUCAAGACGAUGGCAAGCCCUUGGCGCCCAGUGUAAGCCGUUGUAAUUUCAAAGAAAACUCUGUAUGCUACAACUAAA
Messenger RNA from Chroicocephalus ridibundus (black-headed gull), 15825 nucleotides. RefSeq names its product diacylglycerol kinase eta (gene DGKH). Gene Ontology annotation, molecular function: ATP-dependent diacylglycerol kinase activity; protein binding. The transcript is spliced from 31 exons. The record is from RefSeq and is a predicted model, not a curated record. The coding region runs from base 117 to 3854 and encodes 1245 amino acids. NCBI's taxonomy places the organism in Eukaryota, Metazoa, Chordata, Aves, Charadriiformes, Laridae. Gene Ontology annotation, biological process: intracellular signal transduction; diacylglycerol metabolic process; lipid phosphorylation.